Messenger RNA from Papilio machaon (common yellow swallowtail), 1485 nucleotides. It is a transcript of the gene Hsdl2, whose product is annotated as hydroxysteroid dehydrogenase-like protein 2. Gene Ontology annotation, cellular component: mitochondrion. The record is from RefSeq and is a predicted model, not a curated record. Lineage: Eukaryota; Metazoa; Arthropoda; Insecta; Lepidoptera; Papilionidae. The transcript is spliced from 12 exons. The coding region runs from base 160 to 1431 and encodes 423 amino acids.
CCAACCAACAUUCAAUUUCAAUUCUAUCAGCAAUCACAGAAUUCAAUGUUCACGAACUCUGUGAAAGUAAAAUACAGUUAUAGAAAUUGCACGAAUAAAUUAGUUCGUCAAAUUAUUUACAAUUAUUAAACUUUUAACUUCAUUUUAUAAUCGUUAAAAAUGAGUUUAGUCGCUAAUACUGGAAAAUUAGCUGGUCGUACCCUGUUUAUAACGGGUGCUUCUCGCGGCAUUGGUAAAGCCAUCGCGUUGAAAGCAGCUAAGGAUGGAGCGAAUGUUGUUAUUGCCGCCAAAACUGCUGAACCGCAUCCAAAGUUACCUGGCACCAUUUACACCGCUGCAGAAGAGAUUGAAGCACUUGGAGGAAAGGCUUUACCAUGUAUUGUAGAUGUGAGAGAGGAAAAACAAGUACAAGCAGCUAUUGACGAAGCAGUGAAAAAGUUUGGUGGUAUUGACAUUCUAGUCAACAAUGCAUCAGCUAUUUCAUUGACAGGAACUGCGCAGACUGACAUAAAGAGAUAUGAUCUCAUGCAUAACAUUAAUACAAGGGGUACUUUCUUAGCAUCCAAAUUAUGUCUGCCGUUGUUAAAGAACAGCAAUCAUGCUCAUAUUUUAAAUCUAUCACCUCCAUUAAAUAUGAACCCGUAUUGGUUUUCAAUUCAUGUAGCGUACACAAUGGCUAAGUACGGCAUGUCUAUGUGUGUAUUAGGAAUGAGUGAAGAGUUCAAACCUUUUAACAUCGGAGUCAAUGCACUAUGGCCUAAAACUGCGAUAGCAACAGCUGCUAUAGAAAUGUUGACUGGAGACACAUCAACAAGUCGCAAACCUGAGAUAGUUUCCGAUGCAGCUUAUCUUAUGCUCUCACAGGAUCCGAAGAAGUACACAGGCAACUUUGCUAUUGACGAAGAUGUUAUCAAACAGAAUGGCAUCAAUGACUUGACACCAUACGCUUGUGAUCCAAAAAAUGUGGAUAAUCUACUUCUGGACGGGUUCCUGGACGAUCCAGCGGCGAUCGGCCAUCAUCGCAAUGUCACCACCGCCUCUAUCAGACGAUAUCAUACGUCCACUGUCAAUUAUAGUGAGAAGAGUGAACCUGAGGGUCAGAUACCGACACUGUUCGGUUCCAUCAGCAAAGUGAUAACACCAGAACUGGUGAAGAAAACUCAAGCCGUCUAUCAGUUUAAUGUUAAAGGUAAAGAGGAAGGCGUAUGGCACAUAGAUCUGAAAAAUGGUGACGGCGCAUGUGGUCAGGGUGAGCCUAGGAACCCACCAGAUGCCACUCUUACUAUGGACAGCACUAAUUUCGCUGAAAUGUUUGCGGGUAAAUUAAAACCAACCACCGCAUUCAUGAUGGGCAAACUAAAAAUCAGCGGAGAUCUACAAAAAGCUAUGAAGCUUGAAAAAAUGAUGAAAUCAUUGAAGAAUAAGGUUUAAAUGUUUUUGAAUUGUAUAUUUUUUUAUAGUGCAAUACAGAACAUAUUUUAUAGA